Suillus clintonianus is the source of this 3237-nucleotide messenger RNA. RefSeq lists its product as uncharacterized. Gene Ontology annotation, biological process: protein ubiquitination. NCBI's taxonomy places the organism in Eukaryota, Fungi, Basidiomycota, Agaricomycetes, Boletales, Suillaceae. The transcript is spliced from 4 exons. Gene Ontology annotation, cellular component: cytoplasm. The record is from RefSeq and is a predicted model, not a curated record. Bases 172 to 2964 code for a protein of 930 amino acids. Gene Ontology annotation, molecular function: ubiquitin protein ligase activity.
UGGGAGUCAGACGCAGAUAGGGAAUAUUCUGGUGUUUACUGGAAUGCCACUGGACCAAGAGCCCAAUUGUCCGUUCAUUCUUGUUCUACAACCUCCACCUCCACUGCAACCUGUACCACCACUACCACUUUCUUUUCUACGACUGCGUACAUCGUAGAGCACAGUUUCGCCAUGGAUAACGGUAACGGCGGUAAUGACGAUAGUCGCAGUCAUCGGUUUGGGCACAACUUCCAUUUACCAACCUCACUUCAGAACGUAUUUCGGAAUAUAAACCAGGCUUUCUCCCACAAUCACAGUCAUCCUGCACAACAGGACUCUACACAGGAAGUCGUCAUGUCUGACGCGCCCCCGCUCGAGCCUAUAGACGCUCACGCGCCUGCCGUAGAUCGCGACAGGACUCCCGUUCCAGAAACAUCUGCCCUACCACUCGCAGCUCAGACCUCCCAGUCUGGAUCAUCCACAGAAGACGUAGAUAUGCCACUAGCUUCCAGCGUUUCAUCCUUGCAAACACUCACCGCCCGCGAUGACGAUGAUGACGAUGAGGGCUCCAUGCCUGAGCUGCGCUCCGUGACAGACUCUGAUGAGUCGGACGACAGCCAAUCCUCGCAUGCAGAGACAGUACCUAAUUUCCUGGCUGUCGAUGAUGACCAUGACAGUGAAUGGACAGAUGAUGAAGAUGAUCUACCACCGCUCGAGCCUAUUGCUGGGAGCAGACGUGCUCGCGUGGAGGACGAUGUAGAUGAAGCUCGGGACCGUAGGCAUCCAUCAGAGCGUGUAGGUCGUCCUGCCUCACCUCCUAUCGCUCCUCCACAGCCCUCUAACACCCAGCAGCACCCACCCGCGGGCAACCAGGCAUUCUUAGAUGGCUUCCUCGGUCCCUUAUUUGGGAUGAAUGGGAUGCCUAGUGGUAACACAUUUCCGGGACCUGGUCCUGGCGGUGAGAAUCCCACGGUAGAACAUACUGGUAUUACUUUCACGAUACCUCUUGGAGGUCCUCCGAAUCAGAAUAGAGCUGGCCCUGCUCCGCCCCCAUUUGGCCAAGCAAACGCGCAGCCAGAUGCCGGAGGUCGGGAUGAUUUUCUCCAAGCGUUCGCAGAUUUCUUGCAGCAAAUGCAGCAAUUCGGGGGGCUUGAUGAUAAUCGGGAAGAUCCUGACCGAGCAAAGAAGCUCAUUGCUGGACUGGAGACCGUACCCGUAGGGCUCGUGAAGCGGUUGGAACGAGUUGGUGGUGCACCUGGCGGCCACGUAGAUGGUACAGAAACCGACUCUUCCUCUCCAGGAUGCGCAAUCUGCUGGGAUACUUUGUUGGAUGCCGAGAGUGAUAGUUUCAAACCGAAGGCUCCAGAGGAGUCAGCUGAAGCUAGCACCGAAACAUUGACUACACCCGAAGCAGAAUCAAAUGUGCCGAUGAGCACUGAUUCUACGUCUGCAUCGAUGCCCACCGACUCCCAAAGCUCCGACUCUCCAUCAGAAUCAUACGUCCCCGGCGAAGCCAAAAUCGUCUCCCUUCCUUGCGCUCAUGUCUUCCACGAAUCAUGUUUGCUUCCCUGGUUUACGAGGGCGAAGCAAGCGACGUGUCCGACAUGUCGGUUCAACAUCGAUCCUGAGAACCUUACUAGUUCACCGCUUCCUCGUCCCCCCUUCAACUUUGGAGCGCCUCGUCCAGCUCCACAAGCAAAUGGCCCUGCUCCUGCUGCCCAGCCAGUGCCAGGUGCCGCACAAGCAGCUCCCGCUCCUCCGCCUAAUGCUGCACAACCCGUACCAGCUCCUACCGCCGAGCAAGCCGCCGCCGCCGCUCCUCCGCCUGCAGGACCCGCUGCCCCAGAACCUGCAGCUACUGCAGCGCCUCAGCCUACACCUAACCAAGUUCCCCCUAAUUUCUUCAAUCCUGGCCAGGCUGGCCAGCGCUUCACCCUAUCGAACGGCGUGCCUGUAGGCCCCGGAGCGACUGUACAUUUCCUGCAGUUCCCUGGCGGAGGGAAUGGUUUCCAGGACUUCUUUCGUCGUGGAGCAGGAGCUGCUCCCGCUGGGGCGGGGCCCAUGCCACCCCCUCCUCCUCUUCCUCGCUCCCGCACGCAGUCCCUUCCUAACAUUGCAGAAACCCGUCCCUUCGGCGGGCCGCAAGUAGGCGAAUUCGUGACUGUCGGCCUUGAUUUUUUCUUCGACGAGGGGCUGCCCGCAGACAUGCCCCUGCCACAGCAGCAGCAGCCUCACCCACAGGGGCAGCCUCAGCCUCAGCCUCGAGAUGAGGCCCGGGAGCAGCCGCAGAACCAACCUCCAGGGCCAGCUCCAGGACCAAUGCCGGGUCAGGCAGCGCCUGGUGGCGAAGUACCCCAGGAGUUCCAAAACUUCAUCAACAAUCUCAUCCAGAGUGCUACGCGCACCUUCAUCCCCAUCCCGAUCUUCAACAACGGCCAAGCCACACCACAGGGCCAGCCUACACAGGCGCAGGAGCCACCCGCUGAUGGAGCACAGGCCGCUCCUGCUAAUGCACCUCCACCCCCUCCAGGUGGUGCACCCCUGCCGAUACCACCAUUCAAUAUCCCGCAUACCCACCCCCUCCGCCCGACGCGUCCGAUGCCUCCGCGCCGGGAAAGGAAGACAUGGACGUUACCUGCUGCCCCGGGCCCCUCGCUGCGGCAACGCGUGGAGCAGAAGGAGCGUGAGGCAGGCUUGCGGUGCUACGACCCCUCGUGUGGCAUUGGCCCGUCUGAUGAAGAACCCAUCCCAGAGAUGUUCGUUGAGCCGAUGAAACAGCUCUCGAUACAUCCCUUGUUGCAUCCUGGAGUGGGAUCUCUGUGCGCGCAUACAUUCCACCCUGCGUGUUUGGUCAGUGCGGAGCGCGUUGCUGGAUGGGGUGGGGAAGAUAAAGCGGAACCGCACGUGAAGGUGGCGUGCCCUGUGUGCCGCGAUCUGGGCUCCGUCACAAGGGACGAGUGGGAGGAGGGCGUAUCGGCUCUCUGAAUGAUCGAUCGAUAUCGCGAUCGUCCGUUCAUUUUUGCAUGCUUCUUGGAAGUGUACCUGUAUUUCUUGUCUCUAGUAAUGACGAUUGAUAACCCCACAAAAUAUGUCACUUCUCAGAUUAUUUUACGUCUAGAUUCUUACUUUCAUUGCCUGUCGUCGCAACAUAGUCACGUGUAUGUAUAUGCCCCAUUCUAAUUGCACACACGCAAGAUGUACAGUCAUGCACAUUUUGAUUGAAUCUUAUCAACGCAGUUGGAUAUGCACAGAAAAAAA